Messenger RNA from Neurospora crassa OR74A, 2125 nucleotides. RefSeq lists its product as hypothetical. The transcript is spliced from 3 exons. Lineage: Eukaryota; Fungi; Ascomycota; Sordariomycetes; Sordariales; Sordariaceae. The record is from RefSeq and is a predicted model, not a curated record. The coding region runs from base 976 to 1266 and encodes 96 amino acids.
GCGUUCUUUCCUCAGAACUUCACCAAUUUCUGCUCCACUCAUCCGUUUCAAACGAAAAGGAAGGAUAUUUGACGCCAUGUUUGCCGCCUCUUCCACUUCUGCACUGUGAUGGAUGUAUGCCAUCGGAAAUUACCCAAGUACCAUGAGGCUGCUCGCGCCACCAAUGUCACCAUCACCAGGUUUGGCUUGGCGUGGGAUUCCUUCCUUCACACCGACAGCGUCCUUCAAUUUCGUCAACGACACGUUAUCGUCAAGAUGAAGCGAAAUACCACCACGUCUUUGGUAUAAACCUCCAACCAACACAACGAAGAGUGUUUGGCCACGCCGAGUUACCUCGAGGUACAAAUAGCGCUCAGCCGCAAAUGACGAAGAACGCGUUCCCGUCACAUAUUUGUCCAAGGUCCCUGUGCGAUUGACAAAGAAAGAUAUCAGGUACACUAGUCCCAAAAUCUCACAAAUAGUUCUCAUCACAUUGAGGAUUCAAUCUAUGACAUUGAAGGUCAUCACCUCCGAAACUCUCUGAUCUUGACUGCCUAGACUUUCGCUCUUUGCCUCUUUGUUCUAGACUGUUCUUCACGCAGUCUUCAGGUUCCUACCACCUGUGAGAAAUACUCUGCGGAUUCAAAUCAAACACUCCAAUUCCCUUUUCGGACUUUCAAGUGCAUUUCGGUCUCGACUUUCAAGAACAACCAAACUGGACAAGAGCGACCAUUACUCAUAUCCGCAUCAUCAACGGUGCCGUCAGCCAGGUACCUACUUUUGUUACUUAGAUUCUGAACGACAUCGAGUCCAGUACAGUACGGCACAGGUUUUACGUUUGAACCUCCCAUUAGAGCCGCGUUUAGAGAGCUGUCGAGCAUUAAAACCGCACGACUUCACUCAUCUCGUACGCACGAUUGGACCGACCAUCACCCAAGUCAACCAAACCUCACCUCUUACAACCCACAACCCACAACUCAGACAUUUCUUCUCAAAAUGCCCUCCCUACCUCUACCUCCCCUCUCAGAGGUCCUCUCUCCCCGCUCCUCACCCGCCUCCACCUCCUCCACCAACAACGACGACCCCUACUACAUCCCCGCCACCACCCUCGACGGCGUAAACCCCCUCGGCUGGAUCAUGAUCGGCCUCCUCACCUUCUGCUUCGUCAUGUCUUUUCUCCUCGGACAGUGUCUGUUGCGGGGACAACCGACGUCAAGAGAAAAAGAGCGGAUGAGACAUUUGAUGGGGGUACCAGAUGAUUUUGAGGAGGUUGGGUGGCGGAGGUAGAUGAGGUAUCUCUAGGUGGAAAGGAACAUAAGGAAGAAGGAGGAGAGGGAGAAAGGAGGAAAGGAGGAAAGGAAGGAUACCUCUAUUUUACUAAGGGGUUGAGGGAAAAGGAGUUGGGAAAGGAGCGAGAGGGGGGAAAGGAGGGAUGUUGAACGCGGUUCUGGGAAGGGGAAAGGGAAGUCAACUUGGGAGUACUUUGAAAUGAUUGCGUGAGUGGGGGGCAGUGGGAAGAGGAGGUGGGAGGGGAGUUUCCUGGACGGAGACGACGGGGAGGGAGCGGGAAGAAGUUAUUCCCUCAUGCCGUUUUUUUUUUUUUCGAUUCUCUGGUGGUGUUGUUGUGGAGGAAUGUUUUGCCGAGAGCUGGGAAGCGAUAAGAGCAAGAACGAAUGAAUGACUGGAAGAGGUAAUGCGAGAAGCGAAAAGGGGGGGUGUUAGUGAGUCAUGAUGAGUCAUAUGGAAGGAGAGAAGAGGGGAAUUUGCGGUUCUGGUUUGUCCUCGAAGGUUUUACGAAACAUGCGAGAAGAAACGAAUCGUAACAGGUAAUCAAACACCAGGAGAAACCAAGUUGUAUACACACACACAAAACCCAAGUUGUAUUAUCCGCUCCGCCAUCUUUCCGCUGCUCGCAGCUGGUUAACUAUGUAAAAGUUCUCAAGGUAUAAGGUAUCCGCCCAAUGUAUGCUAUGUACCAUGCAUUUUGAUAUAAAAAAAGGAAAAUGUUGUCAAGAGUAAGCGACAAGAGAGUUGAGUAGGUUGGUAGUCAAGCACCCCGACUGGUAUCAUCCGUCCAUCCGUCUGUCCAUCUAAAGUAUCUUCGCCGUCGCCGCAUGUGUUGUAGCUGCUGUAUAUUCGCCGUCAA